Molecule: messenger RNA, 2017 nt
Organism: Polyodon spathula (Mississippi paddlefish)
Lineage: Eukaryota; Metazoa; Chordata; Actinopteri; Acipenseriformes; Polyodontidae
Product: zinc-binding protein A33-like
Exons: 3
Coding region: 331-930 (199 amino acids)
Molecular function (GO): protein binding
Source: RefSeq, a predicted model, not a curated record
AGCACAGCUGUUGGUGGCGUGAUAAUAAAUAAUUUUUGAGUAUUGUAUUCAUUUUAAGUUGAUUCAAUGAGUGUCUGGACGAAGGGAAACUGGGCACCAAUUAUAUCUAACGACCCCUUAAUUGAAGGGUUAGGUGCAUUUAGAUUGUUAGUGCUCAUUCAAUUUCAUAGUGUUUGAGGCUUUUAAAUGAAGUAAAUAAAAAGAUUGUGUGUGUAGUCCUUCAUUUUUCCCAUUCUCUUUCCCCAGGAUAUUAAACAUCUCCUCCGUAGGACGGAGGUGAAGUUUCAGAAACCAGAAGAGGUUUACGUUAGCCUGCAGGCUGGAGAAUAUAUGGGCCCUCUCCAGUACAAAGUGUGGAAGAAGAUGAAAAGCAUCCUUCAUCCAGUCGCCUCUCCAGUGACUCUGGAUCAAGAUACCGCACACCCCCAGCUCAUUGUAUCAGAUUCUCUGACCAGUGUCAGGGUAGGAGACACCAUCCAAGCUCUCCCAGACAACCCAGAAAGGUUUACCAAGUAUCUCAUUGUCUUGGGCUCCGAGGGUUUCGUGUCUGGGAGACACUACUGGGAGGUGGAAGUGGGUGACAAGAUCGAGUGGGAGCUGGGUGUCGCCAGAAAGUCUGUCAAAAGGAAGGGGGAGAUUACAGCCUCCCCAGGGAACGGAUUCUGGCGCUUGAUUCUGAGGAAUGACAAUCAGUACCAGGCUUGUACCUCGCCCCCUAUACGCUUAUCUAUUAAAGUCAAGCCCAGGAAGAUUGGAGUGUUCCUAGACUAUGAAGGCGGGCAGGUGUCGUUUUACAAUGCAGAUGACAUGGUCCAUCUCUACACUUUCACGGACACUUUCUCUAAAGAAAUCUACCCUUACUUCUAUCCUGGUGACAACGAAGGAGGUAAAAAUAAGGAGCUCAUGAAAAUCUUUACCCCUCAGUUAUAAACUGUAGGGCCGGUGUCCCUCAUGGAUUUUGUUCCAACUGUACACUAAAUUGCUUAAUUGGAUCAAUUAACCUUCUAAUAAGUGCCUGAUUGGUCCAAUUAAGUAAUUUAGGGGACAGUUGGAACAAAAACCAGGAGGACACCGGCCCUCCAGGACAAGGAUUGGGCACCCCUGCUCUAUACUGUAAAGGCAAAUUAAAAUUUGUAGUCGAAAUUGCAUUUAAACAUGAUAUCUGAAAAAUGAAACAUGUAUACAGUAUAUACACAUGAUCACAUUGUAAGGUUUUCACUAAUAUAUUAACAUGGAGGAAAUUCUGCUGCUAUUUAGCUACUGGGAGAACUGACUGGUUCUCUGGAAUAAAUAGUCCAGUUUAACAUAUUUUGUUUUUUGUCUCAAAUUCAUAUGGAAAAGAUGCAGUACAAUUAGAAGUACGAUACACAGUAAUAAUACUAAAAUAACAUGGACCGAGCAGUCAUACAAUCACCCUCGCGUUCAGGCCCCUUUAUUACCAGUAAUUAACAUUAAACAUGGUAUAUACUGUACACAAGAUUGCAAUAACAUAUAAGCAGAUCAUUCUAUAGUUAAUAUUAUAGUACAGAACAAAGGAAAUAUUUAAUGUCCCUGGUGCGCCUUUGGCAAGUCUGGUGCUGUCUGCGUUCCUUGAUAUCAGGACCUCCUUGAGCCAGACACCUGCCGCCCUUAAAACAUUCCUGUGUGCAGUCAGCCUUAGAGCUCACCUGUAAAUCCUGUUCUUAUCUCAGUACCCAGCACAAUUGUCUACAUGUACAUGUAUGGUAUUUCGACUUAUCUGCAAGUUCCAGUAGAACAAGAACCCUAUCUUCAGAUAAGCACACCUCCCACCAAACUGUGACCCACACAAAGACAGCUACACAAUGGAACAGGUUACAAAACUGCCAACUGUAGAAAUAUCCGUUCAAACACAGACACACAUCCUGUUACAAAAAUAAUUACUCCUACACUGUGUUUCUGACAACCUUGAACUUGGUCAAACAGAAGAACAGAGGCAGAUCAGCACAAACACUGUCAGACUAAAACACACUCAACAAAUAAUAAAGUGAAAAAUCAA